AUGUUUUUCAAGAUUCCCCCUCCCCGUCAGUUCCUUGUCCUCUCGGCCACUAGCUCGGCCCCCUUCGACCCGAGCCACAAGUUCCUCGUCUUGUCUCCCACCGAGUCCGGCCCUGACUCUCGUGUCUACGAUGAGCAGGCCGUGACUGAGUCUGCCACUGUCGAGCACGAGCAGGAGUUGCACCGCUCCAACAGCUCGUCUUCCACUUCAUCCGAGGCCUCGCAGAUCGACGAGGAUGCUGCCACCCUGCCUAGUGGCUUCCUCUUCCUCGGCCACACCAAGGGUCGCCGUGCUUCCCAGUGA
Messenger RNA from Penicillium subrubescens, 303 nucleotides. RefSeq lists its product as uncharacterized. The transcript has a single exon. The record is from RefSeq and is a predicted model, not a curated record. Bases 1 to 303 code for a protein of 100 amino acids. Lineage: Eukaryota; Fungi; Ascomycota; Eurotiomycetes; Eurotiales; Aspergillaceae.